AUGGAGGCCAGCGACGGAGAGAUCGAAGACGGACCUAUCGCACAACCCCUCCCACGAAGGCACUACUCGCGCUCACCACGCGGUCGCAGACAAGACUACCGCCGAGACUCACGGUCCCCACGCCGCAGGUCGCGUUAUGAAGAAGAUCUCGCUUCUCGGAGCAGUCGCGGUCGCGAUGGCCUGAGAGAUCCUUCACCAGGGCGAUCGGAACUGGGUUCCCAUGGAAGACGGACACCACCGCCAUCGACCCUGAAUGCUGCUGGUCGGCCUAAACGAGAACCGCGCUAUGGCGAACCCACCGUGCGUGAUGCAAACACAAAGUCAGAUCGAGAACGUCUUGCUCGUGAAGCAGAAGCGCGUGCUUAUAAAGAAAUGGUGAUGAAGAAGGCAGGAACAAAGGCAAGUUCACCUGCUGCGUCUCCCACCACCGCCAGUCAACAAGCAAAGCGUAGUCCUGCACAAGCGAGUCGUGGCGCUAGCUUUGAGAAGCCUGGGAGAAGUCCAUUGCCUGUUCAACAGCGUCCACGUUCACGGUCGCCAAUGCGCAGACAACGCCAUUUUUCACCACCGUCGCAUCGACGAGACAGGAGUUCACCGCCUCGACGAGAACGUAGUCCUCGAGCACGCUCGCCGCCUUAUGGAAGUCGACGUGACCGAUCUGCAGAUAUGAUGCGUAGCCGAUAUGAGCGGUCGCCUCGAUCAAGUUAUCGAGCACGAUCCCGUUCACGCUCGCCGAGACGUUGGGAGAGAAGCCCGCGUAGAAGACGACUGAGCCGGUCAAGAACACCACCCUCUAGACGUUCUCGAUCACCGCGACGGUCGAGGUCGCCGGAUGAUCGGGCAUUGCGACGACGUGGGUCACGCUCGCCUCAUCUUUCUCUAUCGCAGCGUACACAAGCGAGUACUGGGCCGACAAGACCUGCUGCUACGCCGCCUACACAAGCUCCUGCAUCCUCGACAGGACAUGUCAGACCACCGACGUCUGUUCCUACGCUUAUUACGAAACAGAGUACUUCUCCUGCCCGUCCUCUCUCGCAAUCCCUCUCAAGUCCUAUUCCACUCGGUCCAAAAGUCACCACUAACCAUGAUCGCAUCGUCCCUGCACCUCUUCGCAGAACAGGCAGUCUUUUGCACGGUAGUCAAGACGCAGUAUCCAUGUCUGCGCCGCGUGGUCCACGUUCUGCGAAUCUAUCACGCGAUGCGUCGUUUGCAUUGGCACCAACGAGUCCAGCACAUGCAUCAGUCCCAACGCCAGCAGUAGUAUCAGUAGCGGCGACUGCUGUGACUGCACCGACUCCAGAGACACUUGUUCGACGCAUGCCUAACUUGACAAAAGCCAUUGAUCAGGAACUAGCAGCGUUGCAAGAGGCGUAUACACAGCUCAUGUCACAAGAUGCUGCAAAACAGGCAGAGAAACGAAGUGCUGUGCGUGGAUGGGUGAGAACUGAGCAGGAAGCGAGAAGGGAGGCGUAUAAGAGUACACUUGCUGAGGAGAGUCUCGGUGGGUUCAUGGGAUCGCGCGUUGCUUUGUAG
Protomyces lactucae-debilis is the source of this 1533-nucleotide messenger RNA. RefSeq lists its product as uncharacterized. Lineage: Eukaryota; Fungi; Ascomycota; Taphrinomycetes; Taphrinales; Protomycetaceae. The coding region runs from base 1 to 1533 and encodes 510 amino acids. The transcript has a single exon. The record is from RefSeq and is a predicted model, not a curated record.